UGUUCUUUAAAAGGUAGACGGGCUCAUUACAGCCUUCAUGACAGUACCAAAGUGUACUUACCUGAAAAUUUAAAUGUCAAGGAGCUUCUGUCAAUGUUUUUAAAUAAGAACCCAGGCAUGGAAAUUUCCUACGAGACAUUUCGACACACCUUUGUCACUGAGUUCAAUAUCGGGUUUGGAUACCCAAGAACUGACACAUGUUGUUUUUGUGACGAAAAUAAUGCAAAGGUUUCAGGAAUUGAAAGAAAGAUUGCUGCAGUGUCAGUUGAAGAAAAAGAAUCCCUACUUGAAGAAAAGAAAAAACUGGAGGAAGAGCAAAAACUGCAUAUUACUAAGGCAGAUUGGUUUUACAAGUUGAAACGUAAAGCCAAAAAAUCAGCAAAACUACGCAAUGAAGUGGAGGCUAUUGCGAUUGAUUUCGGGAAGAAUCUACCGACCCCCAACAUCUCCACUAGUGAAGUUUAUUUUAGACGACAGUUGACAUUUUACAUCUUCAAUGUACACAUCUUGUCCACUGGGGAAUCCAUCAUGUACACCUAUGACGAGACUGUUGGUAAGAAGGGAUCUGAUGAUGUUGCCUCUUUUUUGUACGAUUUUGUCCAAAAUUACCUGUCAAUGGAAGUGAAAACCCUCUACAUCUUUGCUGAUUCAUGCGGAGGUCAAAAUAAGAACCACACUGUAAUGAAGAUGUUGCACUACCUCACAACUGAAGAGAAACGGUUUGACAAAGUUAUAGUGACUUUCCCAGUAAGAGGACACUCUUAUAUGGAAAAUGACAAAAAUAUGGGAUUAAUCCCUAAAACAGCAAAAGCUGAAACACCUGACGGUUGGAGAUCUGUGUUGGAGAACGCUCGAGUAAAACCAUCACCCUUCACAGUGGUUUCUUGCCAACAGAAAAUGUUCAAAAAAUGGGGAGAGUUUUUGGCAUCCAAAGACUACAAAAAUAAGUUUCUCUUUGCCGUCAGACCGGUAAAACAACUUAGAUUUUUCCAAGAUAAAUGUCUCAGCUUAGAAUAUCGGAACGGAUACAAUGGGGCCUUUUUCACAUCAUCCAUAAAGAAGAAUGAUAGAGAGAAAGAAAGAGAAGAAAAACAAAGAAAAAAGAAGAACUUGCCUAGGCCUGAGCAUAUGGCUGAGCCUGAACAAUCCUACAAUGCACCCUUAGCACUGUCAAAGGAAAAGUGCAACGACCUAAAAGUCCUUCUAAAGUUUUGCGAAGAAGAAGGUUCAAAGGAAUAUUACAUGAACCUUUUUGUGGGAAAUGAAACAGCGAUUGAGGUUCCAGCCGUUGAUGUAGCCGCUCAUGAGACUGCAGAAGCUAACUUUUAAAGGAAGAAACCUCAAGUGAAAAUGUAACCUAAAGUGGAGGUAACCAAAAGUGUGUGGAGCUAACUAAAAGAAAGACGUUGGACCAUAUCCAAUGAAAAUGACAGACUUUCACAGUUUUCAAAUAUUUACAUAUAUCUAAGUUUUGUUUUGUCCUUUUUUCAAUCAAAUGUGAUAAUAAACCAGAAGUUAAAAAAUA
Homalodisca vitripennis (glassy-winged sharpshooter) is the source of this 1525-nucleotide messenger RNA. RefSeq lists its product as uncharacterized. The transcript is spliced from 2 exons. The record is from RefSeq and is a predicted model, not a curated record. NCBI's taxonomy places the organism in Eukaryota, Metazoa, Arthropoda, Insecta, Hemiptera, Cicadellidae. Bases 94 to 1329 code for a protein of 411 amino acids.